Messenger RNA from Mercurialis annua (annual mercury), 973 nucleotides. RefSeq names its product electron transfer flavoprotein subunit beta, mitochondrial. The transcript is spliced from 5 exons. Gene Ontology annotation, molecular function: electron transfer activity. The record is from RefSeq and is a predicted model, not a curated record. The coding region runs from base 76 to 831 and encodes 251 amino acids. NCBI's taxonomy places the organism in Eukaryota, Viridiplantae, Streptophyta, Magnoliopsida, Malpighiales, Euphorbiaceae. Gene Ontology annotation, cellular component: cytosol.
AAUUCCGUAUUAAGCUUAAUUUAUUUCGUAACAUACGAAGAAGCUUUAACAUCGAACGGAAGAGACAAAUAACCCAUGAAGAUAUUGGUGGCCGUGAAACGAGUCAUAGAUUACGCAGUCAAGAUCAGAGUCAAGCCCGACAAGAGUGGAGUGGAGACACAGAAUAUAAAGAUGUCGAUGAACCCGUUUUGUGAAAUCGCUUUAGAGGAGGCACUUAGAAUUAAGGAAGCUGGAUUGGCAUCUGAGAUUGUUGCUGUUAGUAUGGGUCCUAAGCAAUGUGUUGAUACGCUGCGUACUGGUCUUGCUAUGGGUGCUGACCGAGGGAUUCAUGUGGAGGCUAAUGAAGCUUUGGUUCCACUCACUGUGGCUAAGAUUUUUCAGGCUCUUGUGGGUUUGGAGAAACCUGGUUUGAUUAUCAUGGGCAAACAGGCGAUUGAUGAUGAUUGUAAUCAAACAGGGCAAAUGGUGGCUGGGUUGUUAGGUUGGCCUCAAGGGACAUUUGCUUCAAAGGUUUUGCUUGAUAAGGAGAAACAAGUAGCAACAGUAGAAAGAGAGGUGGAUGGUGGUCUCGAGACCCUGUGUCUCGAUUUACCUGCAGUAAUCACUACUGAUUUGAGACUGAACCAGCCGAGGUAUGCGACUCUGCCGAACAUUAUGAAAGCAAAAUCCAAGGUCAUAAAAAAGUACACUCCACAAGAGUUGAACAUUGAAACGAAAUCUGAUAUCGAGGUCGUUGAAGUUACAGAGCCACCAAAGCGAAAAGCCGGAGUUAUUGUUUCUUCUGUGGAUGAAUUGAUUGACAAGCUUAAAAAUGAAGCUCAUGUCAUUUGAUUACUGAGCAGUUUCACUAAAUUUCCAUUGAUAUACUCUUCUCUGCUAAUGUCCAAUAACAGUGCUUAAUUCUGUAUACCAGCUUUUCAGCUGAAUAAAAAAGCUAAUUUAUAAUGAGAUAAAUUCAAAUAAAUUGUACCAA